Lachancea fermentati is the source of this 888-nucleotide messenger RNA. Lineage: Eukaryota; Fungi; Ascomycota; Saccharomycetes; Saccharomycetales; Saccharomycetaceae. The record is from the annotation of a GenBank genome assembly.
AUGGCUGAAUUCAAGGUGAAGACUGGCUUAGCACAAAUGCUAAAGGGUGGGGUAAUAAUGGAUGUUGUUACUGCAGAACAAGCUGUUAUUGCAGAAAGAGCAGGUGCAUGUGCCGUAAUGGCACUUGAAAGAAUCCCCGCUGAUAUGAGAAAGUCUGGUCAAGUUUGCCGCAUGUCUGAUCCGAAAAUGAUUAAAGAUAUCAUGAGCAAGGUGUCUAUCCCGGUGAUGGCCAAGGUCAGAAUUGGGCAUAGCGUCGAAGCCCAAAUUCUAGAGGCUUUGGAGGUUGACUACAUUGAUGAAAGUGAAGUGUUGACUCCCGCAGACUGGACACAUCACAUAAAGAAGCAUGAUUUCAAGGUUCCCUUCGUAUGUGGGGCUAAAGACCUAGGUGAGGCCUUGAGACGGAUCAACGAGGGUGCUGCGAUGAUUAGAACCAAAGGAGAAGCUGGAACUGGAGACGUUAGCGAGGCUGUUAAGCACAUCGAGAAGAUCAACAAAGAAAUUUCGGAGAUUAAAGAAAAACUAACGGAAGAGCUUGACAUAGAAAACUAUGCUUAUGAGCAACGUAUUCCUGCAGAGCUUGUUAAACAAGUCAUCGAAUUAGGCAAGUUGCCUGUCGUUAAUUUCGCAGCAGGUGGAAUUGCUACGCCUGCAGAUGCUGCGCUAAUGAUGCAACUUGGCUGUGAUGGUGUGUUUGUAGGUUCUGGUAUUUUCAAAGCAUCGAAUCCAGAGAAGUUGGCCCGUGCAAUUGUCCAAGCUACUACUCACUACCAAGAUCCUAAGAAAUUACUUGAAGUUUCCACUGACUUGGGUGAUUUGAUGGCAGGUAUGACCAUCGAAAGUAUUGACAAGUCAAAGGGCACCAGAUUGUCUCAAAUCGGAUGGUGA